AUGAAGCCCUCGAAGAAGAAAUCGAAGAAGAAGAAGCCCACGCCGGCGGCUGUGCCGACCCCUCCGGUGGCGGAGGAGGAGGGUUCAUCGUGCUCGCCGCAGUCGGAUACCCUAACCCUAGCCGCGGCGGCGGCGGCGGCGUCGGAGACGGAGUCGAGUAGCAGCUGCGAGGCGUCGGCGUUCAACCUCGGCUCGUCGGGGGGCGCCUCGACUUCCUCCUUCUCCGCCUUCUCGUCGUCCGCCUCCACGGCGUCGUCGUCGGCCACCGGCGACGAGCGGCGGGACAUGGCGUGGCUGCUGGACGCCUUCGGCGGCGCCACGAUCGACCAGGUGGACUCCGCCUACCGGGAGGCCGGCGGCGACGCCUUCCUCGCGGCCGGCAUCCUUGGCUCCUCACCGGAAGCGCAGCCCCCUCCGCCCCCUCGGCCACCGGAUCUCUCGCCGCGCGCCGGAUCUGGUAGCAAGAAGACCAAUAGAAGGCCAAAGAGGGUAGCCGUGGCUGCAACUGGCAUGGUUGCCGACGUGAUCGGCAAGGGAUACACGCGACCUGCCACUUCGCCUGUAAGCAAAACCAAUGCGUGCAAGGGCAAUGCUUGGAAAGAAGGACUUGACGAUCGCAAGUAUAGUGUCGAAGAGGUCGAACAGUUCCUGUGCUCUAUGCUUGGGGAUAAUUCGGAGCUUGGCAUGGGUGUGGUCAGAGACGUGCUCGGUCAAUAUGGAUGCGAUGUUGAGAAGGCGCUGGAUGCAUUACUUGAUAUAUCAGGCAUCUCUUCCCUUCAAAUCAAGGAAAGGUGUUCCCCAAAUGGUCAAAUAAAUGGCAUAAGCUCUCCAAACAUCUUCAUAUCAUGUGGAUUAUCUGAGGAAGAGUCUAUUGCAGGCAUUGAAAGGAGUUCAUACCAGUUUGCAGAUGAAAUACCAACCAUGGCAUACAAUCCUUCUGAAAAUGAAGAAGAAUACUUUUGGGGCGGACUUCAGCGCAGCUACUUGAAGGUUGCAUGUGAGGAUCCCCCCUCUACACUAUCAUCUUCAAGAUCAACAAGCUCCGUAUCUAAGACACCACAACAAGUGCUGGAUUCACUGUUCAAAAUACCUGAACAACGCACAUACGAACCAAGUUCUAUGGACUGGAAGAAGGUAGUUAAGAAGCUGCAAUCAUUCAAUUCACCCAUCACAUCAAAUAAUCAAGAAAGACCAAAAAAUGGGGAUGGGUAUCAAGAAUUCCGUACUGUCGCUGCAAGGCAUUAUGAUACAAUGAAAACAUAUUAUCAGAAAGCUGCCAUGGCAUAUUCCAAAGGAGAAAAAUCUUAUGCCUCUUAUCUUGCAGAGGAGGGGAAGCAUUACCGUGAAUUAGCUCGCAAGGAAGACGAGAGAGCUAGCAGGGAGAUAUUUGAAGCCAGAAAUAAGCAUAUAACGAACACAGUAACUAUUGACCUGCAUGGGCAACAUGUUAAACAAGCCAUGAGACUUCUCAAGGUUCACAUGAUGAUUUGCGUAUGCAUGCCAUCAACCUUUCUUAGAGUAAUUACUGGUUGUGGUGUAGAAGGCACAGGAAAGGGAAAAAUAAAGCGAGCGGUUACCGAGCUUGUGGAGAGAGAACGCAUUGAAUGGCAUGAAGAAAAUGCUGGGACCAUAGUGCUAAAGCUUGGUGGCCCAAGGGAGUAUCGUUUUCUUGAGCAUGACAGUGAUUCUGAUUGAAUCUUGGGUGUCUGUUUUGAGGAGACUGACAUAGAUUAAUGGUUAUUUAAUCUAUGUAUCGCCUUAAUCUAUCUGUAUUUGCCUGUGUUGUAAUUAUGGAUAGGUGACCUAGUUCCUGAUGUAGGAUGUAGUUUCUGACAUACAGGCUCAGCAAUAGCAACUAGAGAACAGGCGCCGUCUGAUGUAAUGAUCAUUGUAGGCCGCUGAUGUAAUGAUCAUUGUAGGCUGCUAACCUUGUACUAAUGUACUCAGCUAUGUAUACCUGUCUAAUUGUGUUGAUGUGAUGAUCAAGGCAUAAGGCAACUUAUGCUUGAACUUCAACAUUGCAACUGUCACUCAAACGGUCUUGUCAAUAGAUCAAAAACAAAAAUUAAACAUUAUGGA
Messenger RNA from Oryza brachyantha (malo sina), 2079 nucleotides. Its product is annotated as SMR domain-containing protein At5g58720-like. The record is from RefSeq and is a predicted model, not a curated record. Bases 1 to 1695 code for a protein of 564 amino acids. Lineage: Eukaryota; Viridiplantae; Streptophyta; Magnoliopsida; Poales; Poaceae. The transcript has 11 exons.